This is a messenger RNA of Saccharomyces paradoxus, 906 nucleotides long. RefSeq lists its product as uncharacterized. Gene Ontology annotation, biological process: endocytosis; fungal-type cell wall organization; cortical actin cytoskeleton organization. NCBI's taxonomy places the organism in Eukaryota, Fungi, Ascomycota, Saccharomycetes, Saccharomycetales, Saccharomycetaceae. Gene Ontology annotation, cellular component: plasma membrane; membrane raft; cell cortex. The coding region runs from base 1 to 906 and encodes 301 amino acids. The transcript has a single exon. The record is from RefSeq and is a predicted model, not a curated record.
AUGUCUUACAAAAAGUUUGUGUACUUUAUUAACCUCUUCUUUCUACUAGGUGCUACAUUGUUGACAUUUUUUUUGAUACUAGCGGGUGGAAGAAACACAGGAGUGUUGAAAAAUUUCUACUGGUUCCAGGCAUCCACUUCAGGCUUUAACUCGGCGCCCUCCAUAACCAGAUGGUACAAUUAUAAUUGGUGCGGCUGGGAGAGUCGCGGGGUAGCCGUAAACUGCUCUUCUAAAAUGGCGGCUCAGCCAUUUUCACCAAGGGACAACUUUGGCAGCUCCCCUCUUAUGCCUUCGACUUUCUUAAACAACAGAAACACUUACUAUUACCUUUCAAGGGUAGGCUGGGCAAUGCUUUUAAUCGCGCUCUUCUUUUUACUGAUCACAUUAGUUUCAGUUAUUGCCAGCUUGAUCAGAUAUAAUAGGCCCACUGCCUCAUUGGCAACUGCUAUGAGCUGGAUUACGCUUUUCUUCAUGACCCUUUCCGCUUGUCUGUACACGGGAUGUUACGCCAAGGCAGUAAAGGCAUUUCACCAUGAAAACCGCGAUGCUAGGCUAGGUCCCAAGAAUUUUGGGCUUAUUUGGACUACAGUAUUUCUGUUAAUUGUAAACGCCAUUUGCUCUACUAUAAUGCUGGCUGCUCACAAAAGAAACGAGUACAUUUAUGACCGCAGUUUCGCUUCUACCAAGACGGUAGACUCACAGACUCCUACCCCAGUUCCAUCAAAUGGAGGAGUACCUUCCUCGGUACCUGUAACAGAGGUCCAACAGCCCCAAUCCCAUCAUAAUGGCAGGUUCUUCAAGAAAUUGAGAGCAAAAAAGAGAACUGUCACUAGCACAGGCGAUGAACCAGACCGGGUUCAAGAAGAACACAUCUACACCGAGCAAAAUGUUCCUGUUGUAUCAUAG